AUGGAGUAUGCUGCCCUUUGGGUGGUUGAUGCUGUGGCGGCGGAGAAUGUUGCGAUCCUGGUCAAUUUUGCUAUGCCGGUGGCUGCUGCAGAAACAGCGAAACGGGAUGCGAAGGAAAUACAUUUGUUCAAUAGGUUAACAACCACGACUAGCACUACAUCUGACAUUGCGCCCAAUACCACGCCGACCAUCACGCGAACCACUGCGUCGACUGCGACUACCAGUACGAGCCCUGUACGAUCCAUCACUGCCACCGCUGUCGUUCCCUCUCCCAUACCAUCAUUAGGCUCGUCGAUGGUCGAAAUACCAGCCACCGAUCCACAGAUAACUUACCGAGGUAGCUGGAUAUCUGUAACUUCGUUGUGCAAUGCUUCGUCGCGAUCAAGAAUGGCCACAGGACCUUCCUCGUCUUUUUCCUUCAAUUUCCAAGGUGAUGCUGUCUAUCUGAGCCUUUCGUCGUACAAUGCUUUGUAUAACGUCAUGGUUCGUGGACAAACGACAACUUUUGGGGCGUCCGACAGUCGUGUUAUCCCAAGUAACUGUUCGCUCAGUUUUGGGCAAGCUGCGUUACAGGGGCAGUCGAACGCCAUUGAAGUCAUCGUCAGUGGUUCCUCCCUAGACUCAGCUGGUCAAUGGUCCUUUGCCAUGGAGAAGAUUGUUGUUGCUUCGACAUCUCCUCCCCCUGCUCCCAGCAAUAAGUCUCCUUCAGCAAUAAUUAAAUGGGUGACCGCGACUAUAGGAGCAGCCGUUGUCUUAAUAUUGUUGAUGGUUUAA
Molecule: messenger RNA, 774 nt
Organism: Pleurotus ostreatus (oyster mushroom)
Lineage: Eukaryota; Fungi; Basidiomycota; Agaricomycetes; Agaricales; Pleurotaceae
Exons: 5
Coding region: 1-774 (257 amino acids)
Source: RefSeq, a predicted model, not a curated record